Aspergillus aculeatinus CBS 121060 is the source of this 483-nucleotide messenger RNA. RefSeq lists its product as uncharacterized. The coding region runs from base 1 to 483 and encodes 160 amino acids. The record is from RefSeq and is a predicted model, not a curated record. Lineage: Eukaryota; Fungi; Ascomycota; Eurotiomycetes; Eurotiales; Aspergillaceae. The transcript has 2 exons.
AUGGAUUCUGAGGAAAUUGUGAAAUUGGGCUGGUUCUCAAUUGUGGAAGCCGUACAUCUCAAGCCUAGCUUACAACCACGUCUGUCGAUAAUCGUCAAACGUGAUUGUCGUCGCCAGUUUACGCCAAUCACUAUUGUUGGCAGCGCGGAAUCUAUCUUCAGCUGCCCUCGGCACCGUAGGCUUGUCUCCUUGGCUAGAGCGCUGCCAUAUCAAACUCAGCCGAGACUGGAGAAGCGAGAUGCCCGUACCCCAGUGGCAUCGCUCGUGGCGCCUCGGUCGCUGAGCGCCGUCUACACCCUGAUCGGGGUGGUGAGCUCGGUCGGCAUGUUGAUCGCGGGCCCUCUUCUCGCGGGCAUGUUCCACCUGGGAAUGGUGCCGGGCGACCUCUGCGUGAGUCUGCCAUUCUUGGUUGCAGCCGGGUUUAACGCACUGGCGCUUGCUGUGAUCUCUGCGGUUGGGGUUGGGGUUGUGGAAAGGGGAUGA